This is a messenger RNA of Scophthalmus maximus (turbot), 2439 nucleotides long. It is a transcript of the gene cdc7, whose product is annotated as cell division cycle 7 homolog (S. cerevisiae). Lineage: Eukaryota; Metazoa; Chordata; Actinopteri; Pleuronectiformes; Scophthalmidae. Gene Ontology annotation, cellular component: nucleus. The record is from RefSeq and is a predicted model, not a curated record. Gene Ontology annotation, biological process: mitotic DNA damage checkpoint signaling; protein phosphorylation. Bases 171 to 2045 code for a protein of 624 amino acids. The transcript has 12 exons. Gene Ontology annotation, molecular function: ATP binding; protein serine/threonine kinase activity.
GUUGUUGGCGGAAAAGCUUCAAGUCUCAAAGGUCUGGACGAAUUGUUUCACUCCGCCGCACACGGACUGAGAUUUAUAUGUUUAACGUUUCACCAGCGGAGCACUGGCUUGUGACUGCGUUGCGCUUUGAUAACAUGCUCUUCUGAGGAACUUCACCACCAACUAAAGCGAUGGAGUUGUCUCCUGUCUGCACCGAAGGCUUCAGCACAGACAUGAAAUCUGAGAGAGCUCUUAGGAAAAGCAAAGUCCCAAGGGAUGUGGAAAAUGACAUUGAGUUCCUCUAUAAAGCGGUUCCUCAGCUGGCCAAGGUUUUCCGCAUCAUAGACAAAAUCGGAGAAGGUACCUUCAGCUCUGUGUACCUGGGCGAGGCUCAGCUGCAGGAUGGAAGGAGAGAGAUGUUUGCUCUGAAGCACCUCAUCCCAACCAGUCAUCCUACACGUAUCGCUGCUGAGCUUCAGUGUCUCACUGUUGCUGGAGGGAGAGAGAAUGUGAUGGGGGUGACGUACUGCUUCAGGAAAGAGGACCACGUGGUGAUUAUAAUGCCCUACAUGGAGCAUAAAGCUAUUGUGGAUGUCAUUGGCUCACUUACCUUUGAAGAGGUCCGUAUGUACAUCUAUCACCUGUUGAAAGCCCUGAAACACAUCCACCAGUUUGGUAUCAUUCACCGAGACAUCAAGCCAAACAAUUUCCUCUACAACAGGAAUAACAAAAUGUAUGCCCUGGUGGACUUCGGCCUGGCCCAGGGUACAGCGGACACCCAGAUUGAGCUGUUGAAGGUGGUGAGGCAGAGGCCAUCGCAAAAAGGUGGUGGGUCCACGGGGAAACUAAACCCCACACUGCGGAGCAAAGCACCACCCAGACUCCAUCCCAAAACCACAACCAUCACCACAGCCUCGACCUCACUACCUCUGCCUACCAGGCAAUCCACGGCCCUGCCGCCUUCCUCCUCUUCCUCCACAACAGCCAUCACCACCACAUCUUCCUCAGCCUCUCGGAAAGCACUCGUUAAAAGAGCACGUUCUGUCACCAUCACCACCACCUCCACAUCUCGCACAAAGCACACAAAGGAUUUGACAGGACUGCGCAAAGUGCCACGGCCUGUGUUUGGAGAGAAGAACCUGAACAGCUGCCCUCCAGCUCCCUCCACCACUAAACAAUCUGCUAUUAAGACCGAACUGGAGAAGCCUGUCAACACCGACGACCCGGGGAGCCGAAGGUUCUCCUCAGCCAGCCGUGUGCCCGCGACUGUCAGGAGCCAGAGUGUCAGUCAGAAACCUCAGAGGACUUUACAGCAGGGCCUCACCUGCAAUUGCUACCUGACCGACCGUGUCUGCAAUAUCUGCAUGUCCAGGAAGCAACAGGUAGCCCCCAGGGCAGGAACCCCGGGCUUCAGAGCACCAGAAGUCCUCACAAAGUGUCCCAACCAAGGCACAGCCAUAGACAUGUGGUCCGCUGGUGUGAUUCUGCUCUCGCUGCUCAGUGGUCGUUACCCGUUCUUCAAAGCCAGCGACGACCUGAUCGCGCUCACUCAGAUCAUGACCAUACGAGGCUCCAGAGAGACCAUACAGGCUGCCAAGUCAUUUGGUAAGGCGGUGGUGUGCAGUCGGGAGCUGCCUCGGCAGGAUCUCCGAACACUGUGUGAGACCCUGAGAGGCCGACGGCCAACGCCUGACGAUGAGGUCACACCGCUCCACGAAGCCAUCACAGACUCCACUCACCAUCAUAAGAUCCAAGAUUAUACGCCCACACAUCGUCCCACUGAGGGAACAUUAAAGCCACAGAAAGAUGGAGUAGGUCAAACACCCUCUUCCAGUCUCCCGAACCCUCCUCAGCUCUCAGGCAGCAGAGAAACCUCGACUCACCUCGCUAAACAGACCCUGGAGACAGAGGACAAGGGGCAGGGCUGGGACAGAGUCCCUGAUGAAGCCUACACCUUGCUGGACCGGCUGCUGGACCUGAACCCUGCCACCAGGAUCACAGCUGCUCAGGCUUUGCAGCACCCACUGUUCAAAGACCUGAGUCUCAUGUCAACAUCAAAGACAUAAAGAAGUACGGAAAACGGCAGCAUUCAAUUAGACGGAAGAGAAGUUCAAAUCCGUGUGUGGAGAAAUUCUCAAACAAAACAAGAUCUCUGGGUAAUCUGAGGAAAAAUAGACCUCUAGUAUCGACUUGAGGCAUUCGUUGUAUUGGCUGUCGAGUAAAUGGAUGAAGUUUUAAAUUGAGAGCAGAUAUUUCAUGUUCUUUUUCUCAAUCUUGUUUUGUGAAGAGGGUCAAUAAGCUGUUUUAUACUUAUGAACCGCUGUAUGAACUGAGGUAUAUGAGAGGCUAUUAUUGUGAAGUUGUUUGAAUUCCAUCUGUAUUUUAUGAAUGUAUGAAUGACAGUCUAGUUUCAGCUGUUUAAAUUAUACCAGUGGACAUUGUACUUUUCUAAUAAAGAAA